AUGGCAGCGUUCUCCUCACAACACCGCCUUCCGUUCCUUCAUAGGAACUGGAUCACGGCGCUCAACUCGUGGCAAAACUUGGGAAGCAAACCCUCUCCGCCUUCUGCCACCCCUGGACACGAGCCGCUCAAGGAAGAAUUCGACAUGGGUUUCUAUUCACGUCCUGCCAAGCGUAGGCGCGUGACCGAGUCCACGCCUGUGUCUCUGUCAGACCCUGAUACGAGCUUGACGCCCGAGCAAAGCAUGGAUCAGUCGUAUGGACAAGUCCAAGGCUCACCAAACCAUGCAGACGACAUCGAGCGCGCUCUGCGUGUCGAUAUUCUCAAAAUUGAACACAGGGAAUCUUCGCGCGUCAAGUUUGACAGGGCCUACAGCCGGAUCGGCGAUCCCACUGGGAGCACUGAUGCUUUGAGUACCCAGGCCCGGUGCAGGAUCACCAUCUUUUGCGAAAGGCAGGGCGGCCUGCAGAUCUUGCACUGUGAUAGCCAGAUCUGUACCCUGAAGGCCUUCAAAAAUCCUGUUGGGCCUUCGCAGAUGGCCCGAGUUUACGGUGCCAAGCCCUUCAUAAUCCCCAAGGACAAGAUACUCAUCAUGCGUGAGGACGAUGCAGUCUUUGAUCUGGCCGAUUCCUACACCCUCCAGGUCGAGCUCGAGUCAGCUGGAGCCGCCGACUGGCCACCCAUCAACGUUAUCUCGCCCGUGAACGAUGUGCAUAUGUUUUCGCAGCGAAGCGUUCCCCCGCGCCACUGGGUGCUGUGCUCAACGGUCUACGACUUGUUUGGACCAGCCAGAUCUCACGCUCCCGUCAAGCUCAGGAAAGGACCCCAGCAGGGCUUGUCGACCGAUUUUGUCAUGACAGUUGAUGCCCGUUGGACCACAGGCUUCUCGCAAUCACUGGUGAACAAGCACAACGAGAAGGGCGUCUUGCCAUCAAUCACUGUGUUUGACCCUAAUGAGAAAAUCCCAGAGGAUGUCAACGGUCACGGCAGCGGCGUUUCCAACGGGACAAAUGGCCUGCACGAAGUCAAUGGUGUCAAUGGCGAUGGCAUGGUUCUGGACGACGACGACGAGGAAAUGGAUGGCGAGCUGACCCCUAGCCGAUCGCUUCGCACUAGGGGUGGUGACAAGGUGUACAACUUGAAAGUCCUUAGCGACAAGGCCCAAGGCAAAGAGCGCCGCAAGCGGAGGAAGCUGGAGAAGCUGGCCAAGGCCGGCAAUAGCAUCACGUACUUCUUCCCCGAAGAGCACUUUCCUGUGGACGGCUUUGUGUGCUGCCUCUGUCUUGCCCCAACACAGAAUCUCACCCAGCUACGAGCUCACUUCCUCAGCCAUCCCAACUAUCAAUUUGACCUUGAGGGCGCGGGUGGCCGUGGGGGACUUGCCAUUGCCGUGUCGCACAGCACCGAGCGGCCCGGCUCGCCUUUGUGGCCAAAGGUUUACCAACUGGGCAGGGCUACCAAGCCGCUUGACUUGGACAAGCUCAUAGACGGUGACGAAUCAUGGGUCACGUCGAGGUAUGGUCCAGACAAUGAUGCACCGACAAAGCCGACGGUCGCAAGGGUUCCUCAGAAACUCUCCACUCGCCGCAAGGACAACAGUCUAGUUGUACCCAGAACGAAGCAGCCUCUGUUCGAUUUCCUGAGCAAGGCACUUCUCGAGCCGGGCAGCGAGAUCCGUCCCGUUGUUGCAGACGACACUUGGCUCAUCAAUAAGCACCGCGAUACUGUCCAGGACUUCUCUGAUGUGGACCCUCCAGAGAAAGAGUACAUCAAGGAAUGGGAUGCCUUUGUCCUCAGGAAGCGAAUCUCCUCUGAUGCGUACAUCCCGCGUGCAAUGCUCGCAUUUGUCACCGAGAAGGCCCAGUGGCUGGUAGAGUCCCCAUCCCGAACCAUCGAGUUCGGCAAGCAUCUGAGUGUCUUGAUCGCGAGGAAUGUAUUGGACAAUCAGACGGUCAGCGAUGCGCUUGCACGCAUUGCCGAAGCGAGAAGCAAACUUGAGGACCGAAACUCCAACUUGAAGCCGACCGCCAGUUCGCCAAAGGAGUCUCCAUACAAGAGCUGCAAUGGAUGCACAGUCUGUGGGCUGCCCGUGCGCGGCCCUUCGCUUUUGAUCUGCUCGAACAAAGUGAGUAUCGAUGGAACCCCAGUCGAUCGCGUGGCUAUGAAAACCACAGUUGGCUGA
Molecule: messenger RNA, 2181 nt
Organism: Thyridium curvatum
Lineage: Eukaryota; Fungi; Ascomycota; Sordariomycetes; Thyridiales; Thyridiaceae
Exons: 2
Coding region: 1-2181 (726 amino acids)
Cellular component (GO): nucleus
Molecular function (GO): chromatin DNA binding
Source: RefSeq, a predicted model, not a curated record